AUGGGAACAUCAGCCCAAGCUAGGAUCGCAGAGUUGUUCAAGAACGCCCCUCUCCCAGCCCCUCCACCUGCUGAUGUCAAGACCUACGCUGAGCAAGAACUUGAAGCCCAAAUGGCCUCUCAAUCAAGCUGGAGAAUCCCCAACGAACCGCAAUAUCCCCGCACGCAUCGUGGCCCAACACCGAAACCUGCCGACAACUCCCAUGUCCUGACCAGCUCUGAUGAAGACGACGACUAUGUUAAAGCGUUCACAUCGAAGCCACAGAUGAAACCGACUAAACCACAGAACUCCAAGCAGCAAUCUCAAGGUCAUGUGAGGGUACAAAGCGGCGCAGAUGAACACCAAAAGUAUGAAGGGGUUUCCCGCCCAAGUCCACCGACAAGCGACAAGCACGGUAAGUCUGUUACGGGCCACUUCUGUUCCUUCAAUCUAGCGGCGAAAUUUCCAUACAAGUACUUGGAUGACCCCAACGGGCAGGUAUCGAGACAUUUCUUUGCGAACGGCAAGUUCUUUGAGCGGACCUGGGAUCUAUACUACCUUCACGGCCCUGAAUCGAGUUUUACUCGACCUCUCAUACUACUACCUUACGAACAAGUUCGGACGUUAGUUGAUGAAAUUGCACUGACUUUGAAAGCCGACGUGGCAGUGCCUGCGUUUCCGUUCACCCUCACGUUUUUCGAUGACGGCACUCCUCAGCCUCAGUUGCUAUGUACCUGCAGGUCUCGUGCAGACAUAAACGAGAUGCAAGAUUCGAUCCCACCCGCUGCUCCCGGCCAUGGUGAAACUCCAGUGGAUGCCUCAGAGACUCUCCAAAGCUCCUUUCUCGCAUAUAGGCUAAAGUGUGAGCGUGCUCAAGCGGGCGCCAAGCGCAAGAAUGCUUCAUCCAAGAAGAGGAAGAAAGCUGCCGGCCGUUCAGUGAUCCCACGCUGGUGCCAUUCUCUCAAACGCGCUCAACAGUAUUUUGGCCUUCGACCACCUUACGCCGAGGUUGCGAUACCUGACGAGUCCAUGACAUGGGACGAGCAGGCAUCCUUCUAUGAGCAGCAGGCUAAGAUUGCUGACACCGAUCUGGAGCCUCUCAAUAUUUCCAAACCUGCUCCAUUCCUACCAGCCAUUGAAGCGAUCCUCAUCUGCAUCGACGUCGAGUCAUACGAGCGUGAGCACCGCCUCAUUACCGAGGUCGGCAUCAGCACUCUUGAUACACUGGACCUCAUAGAUGUGGCGCCCGGACCCAAUGGAGAGAACUGGAGGAAGCAAAUUCGUUCCCGACAUCUACGCAUCAAAGAGCAUGCGCAUCUGAGGAACACUGAUUUCUGCAUUGGUGAUCCGGAAGCAUUUCAAUUCGGUGAAUCGGAGUUUGUAAGCCUCGACGAAGUCGGAGAAAAGAUUGAUAGCUGCUUCGAGUGGCCCUUUUCUGUUCAGUACAAACAUGAUGGCAAGCUCAAAAUCGAACAACAGAGGUGGGACAGUCUAGUUGAGGAGGCCAAUAUUACGUCGCUCAACGAUGAAGUCGCCUCUGGGCAUAUAUUGGGAGGUGAUCGUGACACUGGAGAGGCUGCUAUACCUGCCGGUGCUGAUGCUGUGGGAAAGCAAACAGAGCUUCCGCAGAAAGGCGUAAGAGACCGUAACAUCCUCAUUGUUGGUCACGAUUUCGGCGCCGACCAAGCGUACCUGGAACGACUCAACUCGGCUAUCUUUGCCACUGCUACUCCUACGACGUGGCGUCAUGGCGUCGACCAACCCGACACAGAGGCAGUACGAGGUAAGAAAGCUCUCGAGUCGAUCCGAGAAGGUCUCGACACGGCCACUCUCUACAAGGUACUUUUAGAGGACAAGAAUCCCAAAGGCCUGGCAAAAAUUCUGUACAACCUCGACAUUCGCAGUUUCUAUCUCCACAACGGCGGCAAUGACGCUCGGUACACACUUGAAGCACUCGUCGCCAUGACCAUCAAGGCCCGUCAGAUGGAUGAUGGGACUGUUGCAGAGAGUGCUUGA
This is a messenger RNA of Cyphellophora europaea CBS 101466, 1995 nucleotides long. RefSeq lists its product as uncharacterized. NCBI's taxonomy places the organism in Eukaryota, Fungi, Ascomycota, Eurotiomycetes, Chaetothyriales, Cyphellophoraceae. The record is from RefSeq and is a predicted model, not a curated record. The coding region runs from base 1 to 1995 and encodes 664 amino acids. Gene Ontology annotation, cellular component: nucleus. The transcript has a single exon.